This is a messenger RNA of Stegastes partitus (bicolor damselfish), 2805 nucleotides long. It is a transcript of the gene fkbp9, whose product is annotated as FKBP prolyl isomerase 9. NCBI's taxonomy places the organism in Eukaryota, Metazoa, Chordata, Actinopteri, Pomacentridae. The transcript has 10 exons. Gene Ontology annotation, molecular function: calcium ion binding; peptidyl-prolyl cis-trans isomerase activity. Gene Ontology annotation, cellular component: endoplasmic reticulum. The coding region runs from base 74 to 1774 and encodes 566 amino acids. The record is from RefSeq and is a predicted model, not a curated record.
GUCAGCGCGCGCACACACGAACAGGCCGAACCCGCAGUUAUCUCCAUCGUCUUGAAGUCUAUCGGCGGUGAAAAUGAUCAAGUGCGUGCAGGGGGUGUUGUGUCUCUCGGUUCUGGUGGCGUUCGCCGCCUGCAACGCUCCUCCGGUACCGUUAGACGACAUCCUCAUUGAGAAAACUUUCGAACCGGAGCAGUGCGUGCGCGCAGUCAAAGUUGGGGACUUUGUCAGGUAUCACUACAUCGGCAUGUUUCCGGACGGCAAGAAGUUCGAUUCCAGUUAUGACCGUGGUAGCACCUACAACGUGUUUGUUGGCAAGAAGCAGCUGAUUGCAGGGAUGGACAAAGCUCUGGUGGGGAUGUGCGUCAACGAGAGGGUGCUGGUUAAGAUCCCACCUCACCUUGCCUACGGAAAACAAGGAUACGGCGACAUCAUCCCUGCUGACUCCAUCCUCCACUUUGACGUCCUGCUGCUCGACGUGUGGAACCCGGAGGACGGCGUCCAGAGCAACACUUACCACACGCCCUCCGUCUGCUCCAGAAAGGUGGAGGUGUCUGACUAUGUCCGCUACCACUACAACGGCACCCUGCUGGACGGGACCCUCUUUGAUUCCAGUCACACCCGCAUGCGUACCUAUGACACUUACGUCGGGAUCGGCUGGCUGAUCGCUGGUAUGGAUCAGGGCCUUUUGGGAAUGUGUGUCGGAGAGAGACGCAUCAUCACUAUGCCUCCGUCUCUUGGAUAUGGAGAGAAUGGAGACGGUAGCGACAUCCCAGGACAGGCGUCUCUAGUGUUUGAUGUUGUACUGUUGGACCUCCACAAUCCCAGAGACGGGAUCGCAGUGACGAAUCAGAAGGUGCCCGAGUCCUGCACAAGGAAGACCGUUGCUGGAGACUUUGUACGUUACCACUACAACGGCAGCCUCCUCGAUGGGACAUUUUUUGAUUCCAGCUACUCCCGUAAUCGUACCUACGACACCUACGUGGGUCGAGGUUACGUCAUCGCCGGCAUGGAUGAAGGUCUGAUUGGCGUCUGUAUUGGAGAGAAACGCACCAUCACCAUCCCCCCACAUCUCGCCUACGGAGAGGAAGGCACAGGCUCUAAGAUCCCCGGAUCAGCUGUGCUGGUGUUUGACAUUGACAUAAUCGACUUCCACAACCCUUCAGAUAACACUGAGGUCGUUAUCACUUUCAAGCCAGAGGAGUGUGAUAAGCAAACCAAGAAGGGAGACUUUGUCAAAUAUCACUACAAUGCCUCACUGAUGGACGGCUCAUCCAUUGACUCUACGUAUAAUUAUGGAAAGACGUACAACAUUGUGCUGGGAGCCAAUCAAGUCGUCCCUGGGAUGGAGGAUGGACUGUUGGACAUGUGUGUGGGGGAGAAAAGGCACCUUGUUAUUCCUCCUCACCUCGGCUACGGGGAGAGAGGAGUCACUGAUGAAGUUCCAGGGAGCGCUGUGCUGGUGUUCGACAUCGAGCUGGUGGAAAUGGAGGAAGGACUUCCUGAAGGCUACAUGUUCAUCUGGAACGACGAGGUGUCACCUGACCUCUUCGCUGAGAUGGACAAGGAUCAGAACAAGGUGGUGGAGCCCUCUGAGUUUACUGACUACAUCUUACAGCAGGUGAAUGACGGUAAAGGCCGCCUGGCUCCCGGCUUCGAUCCUUACCGCAUCAUUGACAACAUGUUCUCCAACCAGGACCGCAACGGAGAUGGAAAGAUCACAGAGGCAGAGUUCAAACUUAAAGCAGACGAAGCCGCUGGUCAUGACGAGCUAUGACGGGACUGAGUGUAGAACUCAGAUCAGGGUGAAAGGCGAAGGGUCAGACAGUCGGGGAAUGGGGGCUUAUAGUAAAUAUGUGGGUGGUAGAAUAGCAACAGAUGGGGUUGUAUGUGUAAAGUGAGCAAGUGUUUAAUGAAAAAUGUGCUGACAGAGAUUUUGUGUUUUUUUUAUCUCGUGGACUGAGUUGAUGGUCAAACGGCAUAUUCUCCGUUAAGUGCCAAAUGAAUCUGAAAAAAAAGAGUGAGGAUUUAGGAAGACGAUUAUUUGUGAAGUAUUGGAAAGAGAACACCUAUUCUGAGGACUAUGAUGACAGUGAAUGACUUUGUGUUUACCUCCUCGCUCAUCAGGUUCUUUACGUCUUGGUUUAUGUGACUUUUUUUCUUUUUUUUUGAAGGGUAUAAAAGCACUAGUGUGUGAGAGAACAAACUCCACGCUCUCUACAUUUAACACUCCCUUUACUUUACGGUCGUUUAUUGUUGUCAAACUUUAUUUUCUUCUCACUGAGUAUUAAUUUGCCUGAAAUAUCUGACAGCCUUCCAGAAGCGUUGACUUAGUCAUCACCUACUUUAAGAUACUGUGAUGGAAGGAAGCUACAUUGGUUUCCUAGAGGAGAAAAUGAGUGAUUGUUUUAAGUGAGAAUAAUAAAUUAUAGUAACAUUUUAUUUCUGUGGUUCUAGUCAACACCUUCCGCUUUUAAAUGUCAAGACGUCUUCUGUGUUUUCUGCUGUUAAAACCAUCCAACACAACAUUAUAACACUGGAAGGUCCACAAUCCUUAAAUGUUGCCAUUGCUUUCCAGUCCUGCAAUCACUUUUGCUCAGCUGUUGCUUGUUUGUUUCUUCUCCAAAUGUCAGCCCCAGUUUAAGACUUUGUGUUAUUGUGUGUGCAUGUGUGUUUGUGAGAAAGACAGAGAGAAACAUGUGUGAAUGUUGUUUUUUUGUAUUGCUUUUUUGUUCAGGAGAGGCUUGAUGAUGGUAACUAUGUCAACUCAUAAUGUCCAAUCGAUUAAAUGACCUGACCUAAAUAUGU